Messenger RNA from Impatiens glandulifera, 4876 nucleotides. RefSeq lists its product as uncharacterized. NCBI's taxonomy places the organism in Eukaryota, Viridiplantae, Streptophyta, Magnoliopsida, Ericales, Balsaminaceae. The record is from RefSeq and is a predicted model, not a curated record. Gene Ontology annotation, biological process: regulation of transcription by RNA polymerase II. The coding region runs from base 349 to 4398 and encodes 1349 amino acids. The transcript is spliced from 19 exons.
AAUCGAAAAGCUUUAACCGCCUCGUGUCUGCCUGCAAUAUACGCAACUCUCUCUCAUCCCUUACCACUCUGCAUCACAUUCACAGGACACUCGAAAAAGAAACGGAUCCAAGAAAAAGACAAAAUAACGAUAACAGAAAACCCUAACCCUAGCCGCGAUUCCUCUUCAUCUUCCUCCCUUCAUCCAUCCUCACGGCCUCAUCUUCCUCUCUCUCUCUAUACCUAUCUCCCUUCGCCUUCCCAGUUUACACUCCUUCGUGGUUACAUACCUAGGUUUACAGGCUGUGGUUGGUUUGCGAUGAUGGUAAAUGAAAUGAAACGGUAAAUUGACUGAUAGAGAAGGGAGGAGAUGACCGGAGGAAGAUAUCACCGUCGGAAGGAGAAAAUGGACAUCGAUACGGACAUGGCUUGUGAUAUAAACGAUGAUAAUAAGCCUUGUUCAGUUUCUAGGGUUCCGGCGGAUUUUCCGGCCGACAACAACAACAGCAACGACCGGGAGUUUGUAGGAGUGGACUUGUUUACGCAGGCACGGAAAGCACUUUCUGACAGGUCUCCAUUUGAUACUGAGGAUGCUAAUGUAUCUUCUAUACCUAUACUUCCAACUGGUUUGGCAAAUUCGCUUACUAAGCAUUGUGAUGGUCGGAAGAGGCAGAAGAAGUCUAGUUCUGGUGCAGCGGCUAAUGUUAAGGGAGGUGGUGGUUUGGAGAAGACUCGAGGUUCUAAUUUUUGGGGGAAGAUGGAGGAAUAUUUUAGAACUUUGACAGUUAAUGAUAUUGAUUUUUUAAGCAGGACGUCUCAUUUUUGCUUUUCUGAUUUUGAGAACUACUUUAGAAUUCCAGUACCAGGUAAUGCGAUUUGUACGUCUGGCAAUUUGGCAACACUUAUAAAUGCUAAUGGGGGAAAUGGAAACGGAAAUGAAAAUGAAAAUGGAGUUCGUUCUGAUUCUUUUACUGUUGUUAAAGAGGAAAAUCUUGAUCAAUCUAUGGAUGUUGAUAGUUCAGGAUCAGAAGCUAAUUGUUUGAAUCAAGAGGAUAUUUCUGUUCCUUCUACUUUACUUCAGCAACAUCCGUUUAGCGGGUUUGAGUGGCUAUUGUGUGCUAAGAACAAGAUAUAUCUGAGUUCUGAGCGGCCAUCUAAGAAAAGGAAACUUUUAGGUGGAGAUGCUGGUUUAGAGAGACUACUUGCUGCUUCUCCAGUUGAAGGGUCAACAUCUUUGUGCCAUUAUUGCUGUUUGGGUGACUCUGGCGAUCAACUGAACCGUAUAAUUGUUUGCAAUUCUUGUAACAUGGCAGUUCAUCAGAGGUGUUAUGGUGUGCAAGAGGAUGCGGCUGAUUCUUGGUUGUGUUCAUGGUGUAAACAGAAGAAUGGAGUCCCCAGCUUGGAAAGACCUUGUUUACUUUGCCCCAAACCUGGUGGUGCCUUGAAGCCAGUCCACAAAAGAGAUUUUGUGGAUGAAAACUGCGAUGUAAAGGAUUUUGCUCACUUAUUUUGUUCACAGUGGUGCCCUGAGGUCUUUGUAACGGAUACCAGAACAAUGGAGCCGAUUAUGAAUGUUGAUGGAAUAAAAGAAACACGGAGAAAAUUAAUAUGUUAUCUUUGCAAGGUGAAACAUGGUGCCUGUGUUCGUUGUAGCCAUGGAGCCUGUAGAACUUCUUUCCAUCCUAUAUGUGCAAGGGAAGCAAUGCACAGAAUGGAGGUCUGGGGGAAAUCUGGGUGUGAUGAAGUUGAAUUACGUGCAUUUUGCUCAAAACACUCAGGUGUGCAGAAUGGUAGCAGCAAUGAACAAUCAGCAGAUCUCUCAACAGUUAGUUCUGAGCCAUGCAGUACAAGGCAUCAAUCUGUGACAGUAACAAUAAACAGACCACACAAGUUAAAGAUUGGUCGAAAAAAUGGAGACAAAAUCAUACUUCACCUUGGAACUGGUUCUGAUAAUGGUAAGCCAGAUGGUAGUCCACCUAGCAAUUGUGGGCUGCAUGAAUCUGGAUCUAAUUCUAGGACCCAGACUGAGUGCAGCGAUGUUGAGCUUCCAGUUCCUGUGGAAGCAUUUGAAAGAACUUCCUCUAAGGAGGAGACACAGGAAUCACCAAACAUCAGAAUCAUUCUGACCGAGUUAAUUAAUCAAGGCAAGGUUAAUUUGAAAGAUAUAGCUUCAGAGACUAGCAUACCUCUUGAUUCGUUGGCCGCUUUUCUCAUAGAUGAUUCUCCUGUGCCAGACUUGCAUGGUGAAGUUGUGUCCUGGCUCAAGCGUCAUGCUUAUAUAGGAUCCUUGCAGAAAAAUCUUAAAGUUAAAAUAAAAUCUUCAAAGAAGGCAUUGGAGCCUGUUGGAGGUCAAAAUACAUUGUCUAGCAAUUCGCCUAAAGUUGAAGGCGGUCCAGAUAAAUCUUCAAGUAGCGUUUGCUUAGCAACUGAGACCUCUCAUAUUGAGCAGAGAAUGUUGGAUAAUUUCGAAUCAGUUACGAGGAAUGAUAUACCUGAUUCAAUGAAAACUGAAGCAGGUAAUAGUGCAUUCAUUCACCCUCUUAUUGGUCAAGAAUUGAUAAAAGCAUCAAAUGCUUUAGGGAACCCAGAAUCUUCUAUGAUGUAUGCAUCUUCCAGAGCUGAUGGAAUUUCUAACCAUGGAUUUAAUAUGGAUCAGUUGGACAUGGUUAGAAAUUUAAGUCCUUCAGAAAUCUCUCCAGAAGAAGAUGAGGUUGAAGGAGAAAUUAUUUUUCAACAGCAUCAACUACUUCAGAAUGUCCUUUCGAUGAAACACCUAACUGACAACUUAGCUUUCAAGGUUAAGAAUACUCUUUCACAUGAAAUUGAUAGUGUGAGGGAGCAGAAAUGGGACGCUGUACUUGUAAAUCAGUACUUUUACGAACUUAGAGAAACAAGGAAGCAGGGUCGAAAAGAAAGGCGACAUAGAGAAGCUCAGGCAGUUUUAGCUGCUGCCGCCGCUGCCGUCGCUUCUUCAUCUAGGAAUUCAUCAUUCAGGAAAGACAUACUUGAUGAAUCUGCACAACAGGCUAGUCUUUUAAAAGUAGAUGCUUUGGGUGGGAAUUCUAGCAUGUACUCUCAUCAACAACGAACAAAAGAUGCUGCGACAAGGUUGUCUUCUCAAUUGGUCUUGAUGGAUAGGGCUUCAGACCAGUCUAUGGGAGACAUUACUAAAGACAAUCUCAGAAUUUGUGAGAUUUGCAUGCGCAAUGAGACAAUCUUGAGCCCUGUCCUUGUCUGCUCUAGAUGCAAGGUGUCUGUACACUUGGAUUGCUACCGCAGUGUUACUAACACUGCAGGUACAUGGCACUGUGAACUCUGUGAGGAUUCAUUGACGUCUAGAAGCUCUAGUGUCCCAGCACUUAAUUCAGAAGAUGGGCCUAUACUUGCUGCAGAAUGCUGUUUAUGUGGUGGCAAUACUGGUGCAUUCAGAAAGUCUGUUGAUGGUCAGUGGGUCCAUGCAUUCUGUGCAGAGUGGACAAUGGAAUCAUCAUUCAAGAGGGGUCAAGCGAAUCCUGUGUGCAGACUGGACUCAACCUUGAAAGGGAACGAUGUUUGCCUCAUCUGUUGCCGUAAGAAAGGUGUCUGCAUAAAGUGCAAUUAUGGCCAUUGUCCAAGUACCUUCCAUCCUUCUUGUGCUAGAAGUGCUGGCUACUACAUGCAUGUCAAGGCUGGUGGUGGUGGGAAGUGGCAGCACAAAGCUUAUUGUGAUAAGCAUAGUCCUGAACAGAAAGCAAAGGCUGGAACUCAAAAACAUGGUAUUGAGGAACUAAAGAAUGUAAAGCAAGUUAGGGUUGAAUUGGAGAGACUCCGGCUGCUAUGUGAGAGACUUAUUAAAAGAGAGAAAGUAAAGCGUGAAUUAUCUCUCUGCAGAGAAGAUGUUGUUUCUUCGAGUAGAGAUUCUUCGCUUUUAUCUGCUCUGGUUCAUAGCCCCUACUUCCCAGCAGAUGGUAGUUCAGAAUCUGCUACAACCUCUGUCAAAGGUAACACUGAUGACUGUAGAUCUGGUAGUGAAGCUGUGCAGAGAUCAGAUGAUGUAACUGUUGACAGCACCACCACCGUUUCGGGAAAGAGACGCAUUAGGUUUACAUUGUCAAUGGACAACGACCAAAAGACUGAUGACAGUUCCACAUCUCAAAAUGUUAUGCAAAAACCUUCAGAUAGGGUGUUGUUUGGUGGGAAACACAUUCCUUACAGACAUAAGUUGGUUCCUAGACCUCUUUUGGAUGAUGGGGAUAAGUGGACAAAGCCAAAAAAGCUUGGUGAAACAUUUGAAAAGGAGCUGAUAAUGACAUCAGAUCAAGCAUUGAAGAAGAACCAACGGUUACCAAAGGGAUUUGUAUACGUUCCUGUUCAAUGCCUUUCUAAUGAGGAUGAGUCGAUUCAAGAUCCUUAUUCUGAUAAACCAUUGGAACAUGAUUGAUAGCUCUCGCUCGGUUGAGAUAUUUAUGAAGCAAUGACGUGGAAAGCCUGGACAAUGAAUGUUUUCUUGUGUAGUUUAAAAAAAUGAAAUUGAUGGAUUUUUGUUUUAAUCUCUAGUCCAAAAAUUGCUGUCAAGCUAGAGAGCGAGCGAGCACCCCUUAUCUUUUGGACUUGUAGCUUCUGGUGGGUAUAGAGUUGUUUCAGGCUCGUUGUUGUAUAUACAUUAUGUACAGUGAGUGGGCUAGGGAGGGAGUGUUGGCUUAAUUUGGUUGGUCUCAAUGUUAGUUUUUAUUUUUUAUAGAGAAAAUUAUAAGCUCCAUUGUACUCAUUUUAAAAAGAAUUUUAGAAGGUUUGGCUCUGUUAAGUACCCAUGUACAUAAUAUCAUGACAUCAUUGCCUUAGAUUUUAGAAAGCUGCAUAAUUGAACAGAAUUAUUUGCUAGAGAUAUGAUUACUUUAUACAUUAUUGGUUUUCUUUUC